AUGUUUUUAUUAGGAAUGCUUCAUGCAAUGGCUCGUCUAAAUAAAACAUUAUGUGGUAAAGAAAAACAAUACUUAACUGUUAAAUAUACAUUUGAUGCAAGUGAAAUUUGUGAAAAAGCAUUUCAAACUAUAUAUUCACUAUCUAAUAAAAAAUGGGAAAAUAUUCAUCAGAAUUAUUGUACAAAUG
This is a messenger RNA of Racocetra fulgida, 187 nucleotides long. The record is from the annotation of a GenBank genome assembly. NCBI's taxonomy places the organism in Eukaryota, Fungi, Glomeromycota, Glomeromycetes, Diversisporales, Gigasporaceae.